Molecule: messenger RNA, 1006 nt
Organism: Fimicolochytrium jonesii
Lineage: Eukaryota; Fungi; Chytridiomycota; Chytridiomycetes; Spizellomycetales; Powellomycetaceae
Product: small GTPase
Exons: 6
Coding region: 227-871 (214 amino acids)
Biological process (GO): exocytosis
Cellular component (GO): recycling endosome
Molecular function (GO): GTPase activity; GTP binding
Source: RefSeq, a predicted model, not a curated record
CUGCAUUCAGCUUCCCCGCCGCUAAUUCGAGACCGUCCAGAAGAAACAAACAGAACUCAAAAACCAGUAGCGUCAGAAGACUCUUGCACCAACCUUGUUGCCAACCAGCUUCAGCAGAGCACAGCUCCCCCUCCUUCGUUAACUGGCCGCAGUGUUGUGCGAGCGCAUAUCCAUAGCAGGUGCAGCUUCCAGUUUCCCACCUUCACAUCUUAAGUAACCCGCCAAGAUGAGCAAAGACGACGAGUACGACUACCUGUUCAAAGUUGUUCUUAUCGGAGAUUCCGGAGUCGGUAAAUCCAAUCUGUUGGGGCGGUUCACGCGAAACGAGUUCAACUUGGAGUCCAAGUCUACUAUCGGAGUCGAGUUUGCGACCAGGAGCAUAAAUGUGGAUGGAAAGGUCAUCAAGGCGCAGAUUUGGGAUACCGCGGGGCAGGAGCGGUACAGGGCGAUUACUAGCGCCUAUUAUCGUGGAGCAGUCGGCGCUCUUCUGGUCUACGACAUUGCAAAGCAGCAAACAUAUGAGAACGUCAACCGUUGGUUAAAGGAACUGAGGGAUCACGCGGACACCAACAUCGUCAUCAUGUUGGUCGGAAACAAGAGCGAUUUGAAGUACGCAAGGGCCGUGCCUACGGAUGAGGCCAAGCAGUUUGCCACUGAGAACGGCCUAUCGUUUAUCGAGACGUCCGCAUUGGACGCGACUAAUGUAGAGCUGGCAUUCCAAAAGAUCUUGACUGAGAUCUACAGGAUUGUUUCCAACAAGGCUUUGGAGUCUGAAAACAACGAACGCGGGGCGGGUCCUGGCGCCGGCCAGUCGAUCACGGUCGCACCAACGGACACGAAUGCGCCGAAAAAGGCAGGAGGUUGCUGUUAGACUCACAAGUACCGACCUCGAUUUCUUUCAAUGAUGCAUUUUGUUAUGUACUUUUUGUUAACGUUCAAAAAAUAUCUGUGAACCCCCAUAGAGGUCGCAUCACAUGAAGGAGUGCCGGGCAGUUAAUUUCAUCUG